AAGGUUUAGGGUUUAGAUUUAGAGUUUAGUGUUUGUUUAUCGUAUUAAUUUUUUUAAAAAACCUUUUUUGGUGCAACUACUAUUAUUUUUAUUUAUUUAUAUUUUUUUAAUUUUAAAAACGUAAUAUAAUUUGACAAUAUUUUGUUUCCUUUUUUAAAAGAUAUUGGAUUUGAAAUAACUAAAUCUGAUUGGUUGGUGAACCUAUAAGUUCACCCUAGGGGGUGAACUCAAGAAUAACUCUUUCUUUAUUACAUAGAAUUUUAAAAUAUCACAGAUAUACGUGACAUUUGAUCAUCCUCACACACACAAUCCAGAAUAGGUAAUAGCUGUAAUAGGCAUGCUGGAGACAGAGUUGAGUAUUUAUGCGUCUAACGAAUCUGACAAGCUGCAAGAUAUUCAUGAACUCGCUUGUACAUCCCUUCCAAUUGAAACCAUUGUCUUAUUCUCUUCAUUGUUUUCAUAACACCAGAGUGUCCUCUCCCAACUAUCCAUCAUAACAUUUUGAUAAUAUCAGAAGAAUGGAAACCGAUGACUUUGGUAUUACAAGAAGCCUUUUGUACUAUAACUAACCAUCCUGAUCCGUGAACCCAUCUAUUUCUAUCUCACCCUUGUUAACAUGUGAUAUCCAAUUCUGUAUAGUAGCAUAAAUCUCAAUUUCUUGAUAAAUCCCUUGUAACUGAAUGACUGUAGGCACCAUGAAUAACAAUUGCCAUUGGUAUGGUGGCUGAUUCUUUAGGAAACAGCCGAUAUAUUGAAGAAAUUCGCCAUUAAUUUCUAUAAGUGUGCUGAAAAUAAGCAUAAUAAUCUUUUGUUGCAUACGUGUCUGCCCAAGAAUCGGCUAUAAAUGCAUAAGAAUUCAAGACUUUCGAAAAAGUAGGUUUUAGAAAUUACAAACCAGCUAAAUUUUGACUUUUAAAGAAAAAGACAAAACUUUGAUACCACCAGUUUCUCCGUAAAUGACAUUAAUACUUUUAUAUUACAAAGAGACAAUUAUGCUUUAUCUGGUUCAUACUUCCUUUUUCUCCUAUUCUACCAAACAACUUUAAACAAAACCUUCACCGACCAGCUGCUUCAAUGGAAACAAACAAAUGUCGGUCGAAUAAAGAAUGUGUAAAUUAAUCAUACACAAUAACUUUUUUUCUCGUUAAUUUUGAAUUUAAACCAGCACUAACUAAAAAAGUCUUACUGUGCUUCUAUCUCUGACUUUGUUGGAAGUUUCAUACUAUAUAUGUUAUUGCAUAAUUAUACAUAAAGCCAAUUGUAUUAGCUCCAUCUUUUCAGGUAGCAUUGUCUCUGAUGGACAUUUCAUGCAACUCUGAAUAUAAUCAACUUGUAAGCUCUCUUGAUUUUCUUAACUUUCUCCAUUUUGUAUUUAAUUUGACUCACAGCUCAAAUAAUAUGGAACUUUUUGUUUUAUGCAGGAAUAUCAAAUGAUGACGAACUUUCCUACACCCGAAGAGCUCAAUGAUAUUCUCUCUUUACCAUCUCUACAAACCAUGGAGGCCCAACUCUACAGCAAUCAGUCUCCAGUAGUAACCACGUUGAACGCAGAAGCUGCUAAACAACUCAAACAUAGAAGCUACAUGAAUACUACUACGAACCAAUGCUCAAGCGGGUUUGGUGAAUAUGGGGCUAUGGGAAACUUGCAGCCCAAGAAAGAGCCUACUCUAUUGGCUCAGAGGAACGUGUCACGUGGGGUUUCACAAGCAAGAGACCACAUAAUGGCUGAACGAAAACGCCGAGAGAAGCUGAGUCAACGCUUCAUUGCUUUAUCUACCAUCGUCCCUGGACUCAAGAAGACGGACAAGGCAUCAGUGCUUGGGGGCACAAUAAAGUACCUGAAACAUUUGCAAGAUAGAGUUAGGUUUCUUGAGGAGCAAGCCAGUCAGAGAACCAUUGAGUCAGUAGUGUAUUUGAACAAGUCGAGGCUCUCGGUUGCGGAUACAGAGCUAGAAUGUAUGGCGUUACCCGAGAUCGAAGCUAGAUCGUCUGGUAAAAAUGUUCUGAUAAGAGUUCACUGUGAAAGAAGGAAGGGGGUUGUUGAGAUCACUAUGGCUGAAAUUGAAAAGCUUAAACUGACCGUGAUAAACAGCAGUGUCGUCACUUUUGGAUCCAGUUCCCUUCAUCUCACCAUUAUUUCUCAGGUUAGUUUCUCUUUUCGGAUUUUUUUAAAGCUUAUGGGUUUGUUCAUUUCUAGAAAUACUUGCAAAUUAAACCCUGGGGGACUCUUUUUAUCAUUUCACUUUUUUUUUUUAAUUAAUAUCAUUGUAGUCACCAUACUUUUCCCUUUAGCUUCAAUUUAAAGUUUCCCGAGUCAAAUUUUUUGUAGCACUCUCUUUUUGAAUAACCCGAUUGUUUUUGGUAUUAUAACAAGUACAAUUGGAAAAAUGAAUAUAUAAAUUGAUACAUGGGUUACCGGAUAUGUUUAUCAUGGUAUAUACAUAAAAGAAGAGGAAGAUAGUUGGUGGGAUGUGAAAGAAUUAUACAAAAUUAAUUGAUGUUAAUCUCAAACGCAGAUGGGCGAAGGAUUCAAUAUCACAACAAAGGAUGUUGCCACGAGCAUCAAAUCAAGCCUCGAAGCUUUUAUGAAUGCCAAUCUCGUCUGAGGAAAUUAUAAUAUAAUUACAAGAAAAUUAUAUAAAAGCAUAUAUAACUAAGAUUUUACAAAUUGGAAGCUCCGGUAUAUUUUCACCACUAUAAGACCUUUUUCUCCCAAACUCUUUUAUCUUCUCGCAGUUCGAUUUUUUGGAGGGGUUUCUUCUUUUUUUCCCUUUCCCUUUUAAGACUUCAAAACACAAAUGAGAAGAAGAAUGCCUAUUUUUGCAUGGGGUCUAAUGGAAAAAGACACCAUGUGUUUCCAAACUAUGAGUUUUCUUUCUUUUUCUUAAUCUGGUUUUGAAGUAUUUUACCUUAGUGUUGGGAAUGGUAUUUAUUAUCUUGUGGCGAUGUGUUGUUUUGUUUGUGGAGUGGAUUUCAAUGGAACUUCGUAACUCUAUCUAUUUAAGUUGGUAAUGGUGUGGUGCCUACUUUUCUUCAUUCUUUUUUUUUGAACUAUCUUUUCUUCAUUCUUUUUCUAUUUCUGAUGUUGUUAUAAUAUUGUUUUCUUAAGAACCGAUGUUAUUGUGGACAAUGAUAUUAUUUUUCUUACCGAUUGGUUUUGAGAUAAA
Brassica rapa (field mustard) is the source of this 3167-nucleotide messenger RNA. RefSeq names its product transcription factor bHLH25. The record is from RefSeq and is a predicted model, not a curated record. Gene Ontology annotation, molecular function: protein dimerization activity. Lineage: Eukaryota; Viridiplantae; Streptophyta; Magnoliopsida; Brassicales; Brassicaceae.